GGGCGGGCGGCGAUGGAAGUUGCCAGCGCCGUGCGCUUCCUGCUCGUGGUGUGCGGCUGCCUCUCGCUCCCACCGAGGGCCGAGCCCGUGUGCCCCGAGCGCUGCGACUGCCAGCACCCUCAACACCUCCUGUGCACCAACAGGGGGCUCCGCGCCGUGCCCAAGACCAGCUCGCUGCCGAGUCCGCUGGACGUGCUCACCUACAGCCUCGGCGGCAACUUCAUAACCAACAUCACCGCCUUCGACUUCCAUCGCUUGGGCCAGCUCCGACGGCUGGACCUGCAGUACAACCAGAUCCGCUCGCUGCACCCGAAGACCUUCGAGAAGCUCUCACGGCUGGAGGAACUCUACCUGGGCAACAACCUCCUGCAGGCGCUCGCCCCGGGCACGCUGGCACCCCUGCGCAAACUGCGAAUCCUGUACGCCAAUGGCAACGAGAUAGGCCGGCUCAGCCGCGGCUCCUUCGAGGGCCUGGAGAGUCUGGUCAAACUGCGGCUGGACGGGAACGCCCUGGGGGCGCUGCCCGACGCGGUCUUCUCCCCGUUGGGCAACUUGCUCUACUUACAUCUGGAGUCCAACCGGAUCCGCUUUCUGGGCAAGAAUGCCUUCGCCCAGCUGGGAAAGCUGCGCUUCCUCAACCUCUCUGCCAACGAGCUGCAGCCCUCCCUGCGCCACGCGGCUACCUUCGCGCCGCUGCGCUCCCUCUCCACGCUCAUUCUCUCGGCCAAUAGCCUGCAGCACCUCGGCCCGCGCGUCUUCCAGCACCUGCCACGCCUCGGUCUCCUCUCGCUCAAGGGCAACCAGCUCACGCACCUCGCCCCGGAAGCCUUCUGGGGCUUGGAAACCCUGCGGGAGCUGCGCCUGGAGGGUAAUCGGCUGAGCCAGCUGCCGGUGACGCUGCUGGAGCCUCUGCACAGCCUGGAGGCGCUGGACCUGAGCGGCAACGAGCUGACCGCCCUGCACCCCAGUACCUUCGGCCGCCUGGGCCGGCUGCGCGAGCUCAGCCUGCGCGACAACGCGCUCAGCGCCCUCUCCGGAGACAUCUUCGCCGCCAGCCCGGCCCUCUACCGGCUGGAUCUCGACGGCAACGGCUGGACCUGCGACUGCCGGCUGCGGGGCUUGAAGCGCUGGAUGGGAAACUGGCACUCGCAGGGCCGGCUGCUCACCGUCUUCGUGCAGUGUCGCCACCCUCCGGCCCUGCGGGGCAAGUACUUGGAUUACCUGGAUGACCAGCAACUGCACAACGGCUCGUGCGCUGGCCCCGCUCGCUCGGCCUCCCCGACCGCAGACGGUAGGCGGCCGUCCCUACCUACAGCCCCCGGAGAGGAGAUGGUGCCCCCUGCUGUCGGCCCCUCAGAGGAGCUGCCGCCGCCGCCGCAGCCCCAGCAGCGGGGGCGAGUUUUGCAGGGGCUGGUCCGCGAUGGGGUCUCCCGGGAGUUCCCGAGCAACCGCAGUGCCCUGAGACUGAGCCGGCGGGGCCCGGGUCCGCAGCAGCAGCCGGGCCCGUCCGCCGCGGCCCCAGCGCCACCCGCCCUAGACCGGCUCAAGAACCUGGAUCCCGGACGCCCGACCGCGGCCAGUCCGGUGCGCGCGCUGCCCGCCGUGACUGCAGCGGCGGGCUCCGAGCCCCCGCGGGCCAGCGGCAAACCCUGGCAGCGCGCGGCCAAGCAGCGCGCCGCGGCGCCGCAGGACAGCGCCGACGGCCACCCCGACGGCGGGGCGGGCCUGCCGCCGCUGGUGUCCGACCCGUGCGACUUCAACAAGUUCAUCCUGUGCAACCUGACGGUGGAGGCGGUGGGCGCCGACAGCGCGUCGGUGCGCUGGGCCGUGCGCGAGCACCGCAGCCCCCGGCCGCAGGGCGGCGCGCGCUUCCGCCUGCUCUUCGACCGCUUCGGGCAGCAGCCCAAGUUCCACCGCUUCGUCUACCUGCCCGAGCGCAGCGACUCGGCCACGCUGCGCGAGCUGCGCGGCGACACCCCCUACCUGGUGUGCGUGGAGGGCGUGCUCGGGGGCCGGGUGUGCCCGGUGGCGCCCCGGGACCACUGCGCCGGGCUGGUCACGCUGCCGGAGCCCGGCCGGCAGGGCGGCGUCGACUACCAGCUGCUGACCUUGGCGCUGCUGGCCGUCAACGCGCUGCUGGUGCUGCUGGCCCUGGCCGCCUGGGCGUCCCGCUGGCUGCGGAGGAAGCUGCGGGCCCGGCGGAAGGGCGGCGCGCCCGUGCACGUUCGCCACAUGUACUCCACCCGACGGCCGCUGCGCUCCAUGGGCACCGGCGUGUCGGCCGACUUCUCGGGCUUCCAGUCGCACCGGCCGCGCACCGCCGUGUGCGCGCUCAGCGAGGCCGACCUCAUCGAGUUCCCCUGCGACCGCUUCAUGGACAGCGCGGGCGGCGCGGGCGCGGGCGGCAGCCUGCGGCGGGAGGACCAUCUCCUGCAGCGCUUUGCCGACUAGCGCGCGCCGGCCCCCUCGAGGGGAAGAUCUCCGUCCACGGACCCUGGCGCACGUGCCAGAGAGGCCACGGGGACAGGCCACCGAGUGGGGGCACUGCCCCUUCAGGCUCCAGCCUCAGUCACUCAAGGGGUCCGGGGGACGCGUGCACAGCAGGGGUCCAGCGGUGGGCAACCACGGUGCAACGAUAAAAGGCUUUUGUGGCAUUGUGAGGAAAAACCCUACCUCCCUUCGGGGUAGGUGAGGGUUGCUCUUGCCCCCGGGUGGCAGAGAGAGAUUGGGGUGCCUGGCUUUUGUUUUGUUCGAGCCCAGCAGAGGAGUUUUCUUUCUAUUUAGAGCACAGGAAACUUAUUACCAUUACAAAGGAGACUUGGCAUCUGGCCCCACCAGCGUGGUGGUCUCUGCCAAGAAGGGCGAUGUUGUAAACAGGUGGUGAAGUUUCACACACUCACCAAUGAACUCUUUUAUGUUUUGGGUAAAAGAACAUUCAGGAUAAUUUAUUCUUUAAAUAGAGACUCUCUUUUUAAAAAAAAAAUUUUUUUUUUCAACAAUGUGAAGAGCUCUAACGUUGAACAAACUCAUCUGUAAACUCAAGGACUAAUUUAGUUGAACCAGCUGGUCAAUCGUUUUCUUUUGUAAACAUUUAACAUUUUGGUUUUUUUUUUUAAUCACACCACAAGAACGUUUGCUGACCGUGGGAUGUACUAAUAUUUCCUACUUUCUCAGAGAAGACUGUCUGAAAGGCUUCUCUGUCCGGGUUGCUCCUGUGGUUUUUGAACUUUGUUUUUUUAACCUAUGUAUGGAGAUGUCAGUGCCAGAUCUGAUCAAAGAAUGUAAUGUGUGUGUAAGUGAGGGCCCCGUGGGAGUCCAGCCUUCCAGUUCACUUACCACAUCUCUGACGAGGCUUUCACAUUGGGGUCCGUGGCCUGGGCUGCUUCUCUAGGUUUUAUCAGUGACUCACUGGGCCCUUCUCCCUGGAGCAGCUCAGUUAAGCAAGAAAGGUAAUUUCUUAGAGAGAUCAAAUGCUGAUUGACAGUGUGACAUUGGCCUGCAUGACUAUCUUACUUCUCCACGCCAUGGCAGAGGGGAAGAAAUUUUGGUGAAAAUGUGAAAAAGAAAAGUGUAUCAGUAGGUGUCUGUUUCUACUAAAGCCAGGAGGUUGUUAAGAUGCGUCCUCAAACCUCACUGUGAAAUAAUCAUCUAUUUUACAAACUAAUUCCUCCACUGCCCAGUGGCUUGUUCUUUCCCCCCCUAUGGUGUUAUUAAACAAUUUAUUUUUUAGUUAAGAACUGCAGUAUUCUAAGUAUUUUUGUUUUAAACUUAGGUUUAGGCCCCUUUGUUUGCUCAGUUGUUUCCCACUAUUUGGUAUCUUUUCACCCCCUGAUAUUUAUGAAAUAUGUGUUUAUCACUAAACGUAGUGCUAUGGUUUACAUUAAGGAUUGUGUGUGUGGUCUAAAGGGCAGUCAGUAAGGUGGUGUGCAGGCUGGCUGGCCAGUGCAAGCCGCUAAGGCCGACUAUGACUCUUCUGUCCCCCUCCACCCCUGUGGGUCCCAUGGCUCAGGGAGUCUAUUACAGUCGGGUUCCCCCACCCCAAGCCCACCCCUUCUGUGUUUGGUUUCCAUUGAGCCAGGUCUGCUGUGGUCCCAACAGCUGAGUUGGGACCCCAGGAUCUAAAUGAGCUGAUGUUUGUUUAUGUUCAGAUGAGGAAGUGUCCAGACCACUUAAAGUACAGCUGCUUUUCUGGCAGUCUUAUCUGUGGGGCUAAAACUUAAUAAACCACAGGAAAUAGAUUGUCAUUCUCAAUCUGUUGCCAGGACUGGUUUUAGAUUCAGAGCAAAUUGGGACAAGGGCGAGGUACAGUUGUUUGCUCUUCUUUGCAACCCUUGGGCUCUUCAGCCCUUCUUACCCCCUGGUUUUUGUACACUCACAGAGUGACCACAUUUCUUAGAUGUUCCUUUUGCACUGCAGUAGGGUAGCAAGUCCCAGGGCAAGUCCCAGGGUAAGGGAAAGGUCUGGGUUCUUCCCAUUCUUUCAACUGCAGAACACCACUGAAAAUGCUUAGUGCCAGAAUCUAUGUAAAAACAGUUUCACUGGAAGGCCUUUCAGUGGGAAAUGAACAAAUGUUAUACAUUGUUAUGUUCAGUUAUGUCAAUAAACCCACUUAUUAUUGGA
Molecule: messenger RNA, 4620 nt
Organism: Sorex araneus (European shrew)
Lineage: Eukaryota; Metazoa; Chordata; Mammalia; Eulipotyphla; Soricidae
Gene: TRIL
Product: TLR4 interactor with leucine rich repeats
Exons: 1
Coding region: 13-2451 (812 amino acids)
Molecular function (GO): protein binding
Source: RefSeq, a predicted model, not a curated record